UUGACAUUAGCUUAAAAAUAAUUUAAGCAUGAAGAAUCGAGCGUUAUCAGUGAUUGUGUGCGUCUUCGCCGUCGCGCUUUGUGUUGGCGGCGACGAAGACCUUGUCCCUCCUCGGCGGGAAGUGUACGAUAAUGGCCGAAUAUUCGAUAUCACUCACAGAUACCAUCCAGACAUGCCAGAGUUUGAGUCGAAGGAUGGCAUCGGGCAGUUCCUAUGGCUUCCGAAGAGCAUGAAGAACGGUUCUAUCGCUAACAACUCGGAGAUGAAGCUCCCAACUCACACAGGCACCCAUGUCGAUGCCCCUGGUCAUGUCUUCGACCAUUACUUCGAUGCUGGCUUCGAUGUCGACUCACUUGACUUACACGUCCUCAAUGGCCCUGCUCUAUUAGUCGAUGUUCCAAGAGAUAGUAACAUAACUGCUGAUGUUAUGAAGUCUUUAAAUAUUCCUCGGGGUGUAACUCGUGUACUCUUCCGAACACUGAAUACCGACAGGCGGCUUAUGUUUCGGAAGGAAUGUGACACAAGCUAUGUGGCAUUCACGGUGGAUGGAGCAAAAUGGCUAGUGGAGAACACUGAUAUCAAACUUGUAGGAAUUGAUUACCUAUCUGUUGCUUCGUAUGAUCACUUGAUUCCAUCUCACCUUGUUUUUUUAAAAGACAGGGAAAUAAUUCUUGUGGAAGCCCUGAAGCUUGAUGAUGUCCCAGCAGGAGUAUAUUCAGUCCAUUGCUUACCUCUUAGGUUGGCUGGUGCUGAAGGAUCACCAAUACGAUGCAUUCUGAUUAAAGAUUAGGGUAUGUUUGAGUUUGAGGAAACAGUGCUGUGUCUAAUGCUGUAGUAGUUGUGGAUCCCCAGAAGCGUAUGUGUGUUUAGAGCAAGGAGGAUGCAGCAAUCUUAAUAGCAUUACGUUGAAUGUGAUUUUCUUCUGUAUGCUAGCUAUGUUGGAACCGAAUAAAUUGGCACAGUGGUGUCCUUGUGGAGCAAGAUAGUAUCAAUAUUGUGCAUCAACUUUAGUGACGUUUUUACAUUUAUUAGGAACUUAGGAACAUGUAUAAGCACUUCAAUAAGCAUUUUGAUAAAGUACAGAAUGUUUGUAUAUAGAUCAUCUGCACAUAGCAGCUAGAUCGAAGUAGAUGGAUACCGUGUCUCUUACUUUUCCUGUAGUGAUCCCUUUCCUUCCUAUUAUCGUUUUCAAAAACAACUGCAUGUUUUGGUCUCAGUUCGUAGUUGACAAUGGCUGGUAUGGUGCUCAACUAGUCAACUCUACUAGCGGCA
Molecule: messenger RNA, 1272 nt
Organism: Gastrolobium bilobum
Lineage: Eukaryota; Viridiplantae; Streptophyta; Magnoliopsida; Fabales; Fabaceae
Product: cyclase-like protein 2
Exons: 7
Coding region: 29-790 (253 amino acids)
Molecular function (GO): arylformamidase activity
Source: RefSeq, a predicted model, not a curated record